Molecule: messenger RNA, 321 nt
Organism: Rotaria sp. Silwood2
Lineage: Eukaryota; Metazoa; Rotifera; Eurotatoria; Philodinida; Philodinidae
Source: the annotation of a GenBank genome assembly
AUGAAUACAACACCAUCAUCCUCAUCCUCAUCAUCAUCAUCAUCACCAUCAUCAUCAUCAAUGAUCCAAAUAAAUAUUGUACCUGAUCCAGAAAAUGAUCAAUUAAUUCUUUAUGUUGAGAAUCCAACAAAUGGUAACAAUCGAAUAAUUAAAAUGGAUAUUGUGGAAGAUGAAUUAGAUCUAGAAUUAGACUGGGAAUAUGAAGAUGAAGAAGAUGAAGAAUUUGAAGAAGAAUAUGAUGAUGAUGAUGAUUAUGAUGAUGAUGAUAUGUUCGGUCAAAUACAACAGCCAGAUACUAAUGCAUAUGCGCCUGGUGGUUAA